Penicillium waksmanii is the source of this 3717-nucleotide messenger RNA. RefSeq lists its product as uncharacterized. Gene Ontology annotation, cellular component: mitotic spindle; cytoplasmic microtubule; mitotic spindle midzone. Gene Ontology annotation, biological process: astral microtubule depolymerization; mitotic spindle assembly. Gene Ontology annotation, molecular function: microtubule binding. Lineage: Eukaryota; Fungi; Ascomycota; Eurotiomycetes; Eurotiales; Aspergillaceae. The coding region runs from base 1 to 3717 and encodes 1238 amino acids. The transcript has 6 exons. The record is from RefSeq and is a predicted model, not a curated record.
AUGGAGGCAAAGGCGGCAGAACUUCUGGCGGUCUUCAAGAACCCCAACGUCUCUAUUGACUCCCGAGUCGCCCACCUGACCGCCAUCAAAUCCGAUAUCAAGCAAAAGAACGUCCCCGAGAGCGCAAUUGUGACCAUCUUUGAUACCCUACGACUUGCUAUCAAUUCUCAACAUUACUCAGUGGCGAGCGCCGGCUUUUCCACCUUGGGCCAUUUCUUGAAGCGUCUUUCAAUCCAAGACCAGCAACAAUGGAUUCUCAGCCAAGCGUCCAACUUCUAUCCCAUCUUGUUGGAGCGGCUGGGUGAUCACAAGGAACGCGUGCGGGCCCAGUCCGCAUCCAUCUUCACCGAACUUUGGUUACACGCAAACAACGAAGCCGAGUAUUAUGUGUUGCAGUGUGCUCUAGUGGGUAAGAACCCAAGGGCCAAAGAAACGAGUAUGCUCUGGUUAUCAUCUAUGACGAAGAACCACGGUUUGUUAAUCCGACAGUACGUGCCCCCACUGGUUGCGUGCUUAGAAGAUGCCGACAGUUCUGUUCGAGAUACGGCCAGAUCGGUUGUGGUGGAGUUGUUUCGAAAUGGUUCUGCGAGGGCCAAGUCAGACCUACAAAAACAGAUUGUGGCUCGUGGGGUGAGGAAGUCCAUCGCGAACGCCAUCUUGUCAAGCAUUGGUCUUGGCUCUGGAGAGUUGGAAAGCUCAAAUAGACCUGUCUCCCGCGUCGAGCGGCCGAUAUCAGUCAUGUCGUCCCGCUCACAUACUGUCGAAUUAUACGAUGAUGAACAUGAAUCGCGAACCCGAUUGGCCCCAUCAAGAGGCCACCAAGAUCGCUCGACACCUGGGCCCCCGGAAGCCCCAAGUCGACCCAAGACCCCAGCUGAGACACCCCAUACCCAGAAGUCCCUUUCGGAGGAGGAUGGCGUUGAGCCCUUGCUAGUUUCUUCGUCUCGAGACGUUGAAGAUACCGUACGGGAUAUGGCCUAUUGGUUUGAAGGUAAAGAAUCCGAGGAUAAUUGGAUAAAACGUGAAAAAAGCGUUAUCCUUCUCCGAAGACUCACUCGUGGUAACGCGCCCCAUGAAUUCCUACAGUCUUUCCUCCAGGGCAUAAAAUCCCUUUUGGAUGGAAUUUUCAAAGUUAUCUGUGGCCCAAAAAUCGACGGCAUGGUCGAAAUAAUGAUGCAGAACUUGAUGAAGCUGUGCGGAUCUCUGAAGAAGAUUGCAGCACAGAAUGGAUGUGCUACAGUCGACGCUGUCAUUGGAAAUGUGACAUUCAACAUACGUAUUCUACAACACGUUCACUGGGCUUCACAAGAUAAGAAUGUGCAGCUGCGCCUUUCAGCCCCUGGAUGGCUGCGAACCUUGAUUUAUCGACAAUCUCACCAUAAAAGCACGGUUGAACAUGGUGGCGGCUUGGACCUCAUCGACAAGUCUCUCAGGAAGGGCCUUGCUGACGCCAACCCCGGUGUGAGAGAGGCAGUACGAAGCACCUUUUGGACUUUCUUCGGCGUAUGGCCCGACAGAGCAAACCUGAUUUUGUCUGAUCUCGACACCAAGUCGCGCAACCUGUUGGAGAAGGACCCGUCGAAUCCUAACACGGGCCAGACGGCGCCCGCCUCUGCUAGCAAGAGUGCCAGCGGCCCCGCGGCUGCUCGUUCUGCAUUGAAAGAGGCCAUUGCCGCUAAGAGGAAGGCUGCCAACAUGAAUUCCCGCCCCGAGUCUGCCCAGCCAACUUUCAAUGAUACCAAGGCGCCAGAGCCCUCCAGGUCGACAGCAAGAACGGUUCCUACCGGUGCCCCUCUUUCGUCCUUGUCCUCCGCCCCCAUGCGCCCUGCGAUGAAACCACGACGAGCUGAAAUAAGUCGUCCGGCAACUGCAGAUCCGUAUGCGUCUCGGCCAAGCUCUAGAGCAGCCCAAUCGUCUAGCAAGACGCCUGUUAGCUCUCCAAGAUCAGUGAGAUCCAAAGCCACCACACCCUCAUCCAAAACAAUAUCUGCUCCCCGUCUCCGGCCUCACGAGGCAGGCCAAACCGGAACAACUAGAGGCAAACCUAAGAAGCUCGAUCUUUCCAAAUCCAAGUCCCACGGGGACCUCGCAGCUGCGAGUCAUGCGCGUAGCAAUUCUGAAGAUAGUGUCGCAAAUCAGAAUGCUCUCCACAGCUCACAGGCCGAUCUACUGCGUGCCUCGCAAGAACCAGAUCAGCCAGCAAAUGUUUCUCUUUCUCUGGAAGAGCCCGUUACUGUGCCUUCGCCGAGCACCCCCAGACUGGACCCCACUGUGCCACACCAUUCCGAUGUGGAAGCCGAACCGGAAUCUCCUCCCAAGAUCCAGCCUGACGAAAUGGUCAUAUAUGAAGACCCUGACACCCCUGUUGCCGUUGAAGCCGACACCCCUGAGAUGGCGCCUGUUGAGCAUUUCACGCCACAGAAGUCCCCAGCAAGAUCUCCGACGAGGUCUCCUGUGAGAACACCACGCCAUGCUCAUCACGAGCAGGCUCCGGCCGAGGAUAUCGUAGCACAGACCCCGGCUGACCUGGCGACGCCGACUAAGAAUUCCUCUAUUGAACUGAGUCCCCAACAGGGUUCAGCCAAGGAUACUGUGGCCAAUGAACCCCACUUUCAAUCGCCAAUUCGGAGAACACCCCUUCGAGGUAGUCCUUCACCUUCAAGGAAUCGCUUUCAAUCUACAUCUCCCGAAAAAGGGAUGGGGAUAAGCCCUGCUUCAGCACAGGAACCAUCAAGGGAACCCAUGACAGAGGAAAACCUCACCAACGAGAAUGCCACGCCCCAAAACAAAGUUCCCGACUAUUCAAUAGUACCUUCGUCUGCCGUCAAGCCCGGGGCCCUGGAAGAGGUAUCUCCUAAUGAGUCAGCAACGAGAAGCGUCGAGCCAAGGCAAAGAUCCUUUGAAUCUUUGGCCCAUUCAACGGGAGAGGAGACGUUACGUCGCAGUCGAAAGUGGGCUGAAAGACAUCGAAGCCCAAGUCCUCGAUCGAAGGACCCCGCCAAUGCGAGAGAGAUGCUUCCCAAGGCCCUCAAGCGCAUCGGUACAAAGACUAUGGAUAUUUCCGGCUACCGAAAACUGCAAGGGCUUUUCCAAUAUCAUGGCGAAGAGCUCAUCUCUCAAGAUAAGGAUUACUAUGAAGUACUUGGGGCCCUUCUGCAUGAACUCGAAUCUGCGCCAAUGAACCGCAAGGACCACGACGUGAAAACUCAGAUUCUUGCUACGAUCCGCUCUAUGCUCAUCCGAACCAGCGAGAUGUUCCACCAGUAUGACAUUCCUGCGAUGGCCUCCCUCAUUCGGGCUCGCCAGCAUUACGAAUCCAACUCGCACUUUGUCACUUGCCUAGAGGAAGUUGCAGAGCAGUUAGUCACCUUGGUCCCGACUUCGGUCUCUAUCAAAGGUGUUCUACAGGGACUGGACCUGGGUGAGGAUGUUAACAGCGAGGGAGCUUACCGAUCAAUCAUCUUGGGGCUGUCCACCAUGCAUCAAGCCCUCGCCCAAGGAAGUGAGGAAAUCUCCGACGAAGUCCUCGCCAGUAUCGGAGAUGUGGUUAGCCAAGAGCUCAACCACUCCCGACCAGGUGUGCGCAAGCAAGCCACUGAGCUGUGUACCCUUCUGAACCUUAAAUUCGGACUUGACCGCGUUCAGAAGCUCACUCAGCCGGCAGGGGAGGGAUCACUCAACCUGCUCACCUAUUUCAUGGCCCGCCGGUCUCAGUGA